AUGGCGUACAUUCAAACUAUCAUUUAUAUCGUUGGUCUCUUGACGCUCAGUCUUGCCGGUCUUAAAGCAGUGAACUGGAUUUCCAUCUACACCCUUCCUUCGAGACUCCGCAUCUAUGCCCACAUCUCUCCGAACGGCGAUGCGCCCUGGGCCCUUGUGACGGGUGCUUCGGACGGCAUUGGCCGCGCUUUUGCAUCUGAAUUGGCGACACAAGGGUUCAAUGUCGUACUUCAUGGACGAAACCAUGCUAAACUUACGGUCGUUGCGUCUGACUUCCGAAAAAGAUACCCCGCAAGGUCUUUCCGCAUACUGGUGGCAGACGCGAGUGCCGUGCCAGGUGUAAACUACAAUGGGGUUGAGCGGCCACUUCAACCCGUCGAUUCAUCACAGGCUCCCCCGGAUUUUGCAUCAAUACAAGCGGAACUUCGUGAUUUACAUCUUACUGUAGUCAUCAACAAUGCGGGAGGUGGUCCCACCAACCCGGUCUUCUCGCCUCUCGUCGACUGCUCAACGGACAGGAUCGCCAGCAACGUCAGCCUGAAUGCGCUCUUCCCACUUCAUCUUACAAGAGUGCUUCUCCCGGUUCUCCGCCAGAACGCGCCGGCCCUGGUGAUGAACAUUAGCUCCAUGGCAGACGAGGGAUUCCCUCUACUAGCGUCUUACAGCGCUAGCAAGCAGUUCCUCAUGACUAUGACACGUGCCGUGGGUCUUGAGCUGAAACUUGACGAUGAUAGUAGCAAUGUGGAGUUGCUAGGUGUCCGGAUAGGUCGAGUUACGAAUGUUUCGCACUUGAAGGAGGCUCCGUCGCUAUUUACGCCCGAUUCUCAGACUAUGGCCCGAGCCGCCCUGGCACGAACCGGUCGUGGGCAUGGGAUAGUUGUUGGAUAUUGGGGCCAUGCGCUGCAGCAAGCCAGCUCUAGCUUCUUACCGAGGUGGGCUAAAGACCAAGUCAUGAUGGCUAUAAUGCGUGAGCAAAGAGCUGGAGAGUUGAGAAAACAGUGA
Messenger RNA from Colletotrichum paranaense, 1002 nucleotides. RefSeq names its product short chain dehydrogenase. Gene Ontology annotation, molecular function: oxidoreductase activity. The record is from RefSeq and is a predicted model, not a curated record. The transcript has a single exon. The coding region runs from base 1 to 1002 and encodes 333 amino acids. Gene Ontology annotation, cellular component: endoplasmic reticulum. NCBI's taxonomy places the organism in Eukaryota, Fungi, Ascomycota, Sordariomycetes, Glomerellales, Glomerellaceae.